Messenger RNA from Glycine soja, 813 nucleotides. Its product is annotated as putative phytosulfokines 6. Gene Ontology annotation, cellular component: extracellular region. Gene Ontology annotation, biological process: cell population proliferation. Bases 110 to 394 code for a protein of 94 amino acids. The record is from RefSeq and is a predicted model, not a curated record. The transcript has 4 exons. Gene Ontology annotation, molecular function: growth factor activity. Lineage: Eukaryota; Viridiplantae; Streptophyta; Magnoliopsida; Fabales; Fabaceae.
UGACUGGACCCAGUUUAUAAGGUAUUGUAAUUGUAAUUGUAAUGGAAUAACCUUCUUUUGAGAAGCUUCAUGUGAGUAACAGUUACCACUUUGCUUGCAUUGCACAAACAUGAAGAUAAGUCUUCACCUUGGAGCUCUCCUCUUUUUUUUGUUCUUCCUAGUUUCCUCAUCAAAGCUAUCUGCUAGACCACUCACCACCGAACAAGGGAGAGACAGAUCAAAACUGAAUGAGGUCUCAGGGGAGGACUUGGUGUUGGAGUUGGAAGGAGGUGAAUCUUUGAAGCAGCUGCUGGGGGUGGAGGACUGCAAAAGUGGAGAUGAAGAAUGUUUGCAGAGAAGAAUGACUUUAGCAGCUCACCUAGACUACAUCUACACCCAGCACCAUAAGCCUUGAAAUGAGAAAUCUUGUCAUUUUAUACUUCAAAUAGUAAUAUCUUUUUAAUUUAGCUUAGACAAAUACAAUUAAGCUAGGAUGCCUCCCUAUUGCUUUUAUUUUCACUACAACACUUGGGGCUUUGCAAAAGCCUUGUUGAAGUGGUAUUAAUUAAGGUAUCAUCUGUUUGAUAUAAAGCAACUGCUGAACAUAUAAUAUAACAGAAGCUUAUGACUUUAAUUAGCCAUGUUAUUUGCAUUGCAUAUGGUGAUAAGUUUGUGACUUUGUCCAACACUCCAGUCUCCAACAAUCAGAAAUCUUGGCACAGAUUCAGCUUGAUCAUAGUUAAUUCAGAUUGAUUACAUUGUAACUAGAGUUAGUUUAGUUAAUUACUCUUGUAACCAACUAUAUACUGUUAGAUUAUUUUCUUCCUCUUGUAA